CCUUUCUUGACAAGAAGUAGUCAUUACUAGAACUAAGUAGGCAAAGGAAUGAGCUAGAUAUCUUAUUGGUGUCGUAAAACAGCGAAGCUCGACAAAUACUUCCAUCUGGUAAUCAUUAUGAACACCUCGGAGAAGAACGAUGAUAAUACCGAUUCUUUGGGCGGCGAGCAGGAUGAGGAAAUCCGUCAAAUACUAAACUCAAUCGAAAGCUUUGAAGAUGUCUGCAAAACAUACAAGUCGAAGAGUGCCCAAGAACUAAGCGCUCAAAAUACAAGUGAAAUACCGAAGUCUGAUCAGGAAAAGGUCAAAACGGGAUUCUCGGAAAAUUGUUCUACACCCAAACCGGAGAAAACUAAUUCUGAGGCAGAUCCUGAUAGCGAUUAUACCGGGUUUCUUAAGCAGAUGAGCGUUCGUUACUCACAAUUUCGCAUAGCCUCGGGUCAAGUGAUUCAACAAAAAGGACAAACAAUGGAUUACCGCGAUUAUAGCUAUAACGAAUAUCCAGUUGGCUUACCUUCCUGUAGCUGGCAAUCUUCUAACCCAAGUGGCCAGGACUUGAACUCCAGAAUUCCUUGUGGACCAGGACAGAUGGAGUCUCCAUCCUGUUCGACCCAGCAAAUGUCCCAAAACUCCAGCUACUACAACUAUGGACAUUCUCUGCCGGAGGUUGGCUCAGGAUCGGAUGAGACCAUUGUCAACAGACCCAGUGCUCCCACUUUAACUGCCUGUGAAAAUACUUGCUGCUCCAAGGAAUCUGGCCAGCCAAACGGUUUUUGCCGUUGCGAUCAGGGAAAUCCUGGCCAGGAACAGCAGCUGAUGCCAGUGCCCAUGGGCGUUGAUCCCUGUACGGGAUUUCCCAUCUACUGUUACUCUACACCAGGUAAUUAUCCUGGCAAUCCAAUGUACUCCAUGCCAGCCAUGCAAGUGGAUCAAACGCAACGAGGAGGCGGUGGCCAACACAAUUUAAACAUGGGAACCACAUCAAGAGGCACUUCAUCAUCUUCCGCCGAAAGUUGUCUUCCCAAUGUGGCUAGUGUUUCAUUCAAUCAAAAUUCCAACAACUCUAAUAUGGCAGACUUCAUGCGAAAGUACCAGAAAAGUGUUGAGCAGUGUUAUGCCUCUGCCCACCAAGGAACUCAACAGUCCUUUGCCAACGCUCAAACUCAGCCGUAUUACAACGGCAUCCCUCAGGGUAAUCAACAAUUUUAUACCAAUCCCAAUGAAGGUUAUCACCAAAUGUUUGGCAGUUUUAAUACCGUGAAUCCUGCGGGACCCCCUUAUGAGAAUACACAGCAAGCUUUUAGUUCCCCUCUGGGUGCUCAACAAUAUUAUAACAAUCCUGUCCCAGGUUCCCAACAAUACUUUCACCCAUCGAUGGCCAUGCAUGCCCCCAACUUCUAUGGCCAUAAUACGGGCUUUUUGAACGAUUCACUGCAGGCCCAAACAGUGUAUUCAUCUGAUUACAAGCCAUUUGCCAACGAAGGCAACCAUUUCAACCACUUCCCCAAUGGCAUAGACAGCGGCAUGACCCCCGAAUCCUGUCCCAUCUGCGGUCCAGCUGGAACCGCUGGCCUGGCUGAGAUGGGCGCCGGAGGUCAGGUCUAUGCCAUGGGCGGUGUCUGUGAAAUGAACAUGAACUCCUAUCCCCUGAGUCAGAUGAGUUAUUCAAGUCCUUAUAGCUACGAGAUGCCCGCAUCCUCAACCAGCUAUAUUCCAUCAACAGGUAUGGCCAUGGCCAGUCCUCAAAUUCAAUCUGGACAUAUGAAUGGUGGAAAUCCAGUGUAUCCUCGCUAAAUAUGACGGAAAGCCUUACAUGUGGAAAUGAAAAAUGGUACAAUAAUUGGUAUUGACUAAAUAAAAUGUUGAAAUAAAAUGUUGAACAAAUAAA
This is a messenger RNA of Drosophila suzukii, 1888 nucleotides long. NCBI's taxonomy places the organism in Eukaryota, Metazoa, Arthropoda, Insecta, Diptera, Drosophilidae. The record is from RefSeq and is a predicted model, not a curated record.